CCUGCUACAGCCUAGACCCACAAGAACACAGAUGGAGAAAACAAAUGUUGGCUGCUUUUGCCAGCAAAUGACUUCUUCCCGAGACAGUGGUUUUCUGAAGAGAGACCACAUGAGAGAUCUCAGAAGAUACCUUGUACUCAAAUAUAUUCAGUACCUAGUCCUGCCGUCUUCAAAUACUCUCAUCACUCUUUUGGGACUUUUGGGAAGUCUGUAUACAAUACUCAUUCUGAAGUCUCCAAGCAUAUCGUGCAAGUCCACUGCUGUUUUUAUUUCAUAUAUAGCGAAAGCCGAUAUUCUGGUUUUUGUUAGCAUUGCUUCCGAGAUGAUCAUGGAGCUAUUUGAUGUUAAACUCGAAUCUGCAGACUUUAUAAAAUCCCUGUUGCAGAAUUUCUUCACUGCAAACAUACAUAUUAGCUGCCUGCUGCUAAGCUGUGUUACUUGUGAGGCUCUUUUGAUAACAAUAUUUCCAGUAGAGUCGCGCCAUAUAAGGACUGUGAAAUAUGCCAGACAGAUAUCUAAUAUGAUCUGCAUUGUAGUAAUUGCAGAAUGCAUCAUGUUCCAGAUGGAGGACUUCCAGGAACCUUCUGGAAACAACAGUCAAUUUUUUUUGUUGCUUCAGUUCUGUAACAGAGCAGCAUCUCUUCUCGGGUCUCUUAGUUACUCCAUAGGCUUGUUUUUAAGGAUAAUUAAUGUCUAUGUUUACUACAAAAUAUUUUUUAAUGUAGCUAACAGGUCUAGACUAAAGACAAACUAAUGUACCCCUGUAGCUCAAUACAGAGUAUAUGAAAAAAGCUAUUUGAAAGCGGUAGUUUGAAAUAUAUACACUAUACAGCAGCCAGUAAAUCCAGGCUCAAAGCUGAUGUUAUAUGAUGAGGUAUUUAAGUUUGUUUGUCAUGCUGAGCUGGUAAAUGGUGAUAUAUGCUUCAGAGAUUAGGCAAAGCUAAAUUAACCAGAGGGUGCUAUCAACAGCCUCAAAACUAGGUUUACUUGCUUGGAAAAGUAAGGUGUCACCCAUAAAUUUAUUUGUUUAUAGACAUAACAAAUUUAUUACCAAUUAUAAAAUGGUUUUAAGAAAUUAAGCAAUCUGAAUAUUAUUAUUCAUAUUAAAACAAGGCUCAGAAACAGAAUCAGAAAUCCUGGCUGUAUCGUGCCAAUUGCUAUCAAGAGCCAGUAUAUGCUGCAGAGUUUAUAAUUCACGUUUGUUACAACACUUAACAGAUGGAUGAAAUAAACAUGUAGAUGAGUUGUAAGCAUGCGGUAGCUUGUUACCUGCCUUGUUAUUAUCAACAUGCAGAAUUCUGCAAGCAGCCCACACCUCACUCUGAUGUCAUGCCAUAGCUCACUACAUGCAGUUACUUUAAUAUAGUUACUUAAGCACAUUAGUAAACAGCUCGUGGAACAUCCCCCAGCUGAAAUAAAGAAAUUGAAGGCAUAGAUUAAGGCUGUCCUAAAGGGGUACUUUCUAGUCACCCUUUCUCCCACAGAAUUUGCACAAGAGACAGCCAUAAUUUGGACAGCUGUAUUCCCAGCAUACAGUCAGGGGAAGAUGGGCUAGUGCUAUCAACAGACUGCCAAAUCCCAUAUGAUUUUAUGCAGAAAAGGAGGACUGGGCCAUGGAUCUGUGUGUGAAUGCUCUGAGGAAAAGAGAAGAGUGUAAUGUACACUUAUGAGAGGGGUAGCCGUGUUAGUCGGCAUCUGCAAAAACAACGAGA
This is a messenger RNA of Pelodiscus sinensis (Chinese soft-shelled turtle), 1712 nucleotides long. NCBI's taxonomy places the organism in Eukaryota, Metazoa, Chordata, Testudines, Trionychidae. The record is from RefSeq and is a predicted model, not a curated record.